Molecule: messenger RNA, 530 nt
Organism: Mytilus trossulus (common blue mussel)
Lineage: Eukaryota; Metazoa; Mollusca; Bivalvia; Mytilida; Mytilidae
Exons: 4
Coding region: 1-504 (167 amino acids)
Source: RefSeq, a predicted model, not a curated record
AUGAAUGUAGAUUUCUUUUAUUUAUCAUUGGACAACAAGGAAGAUAAUACUAUAAAUAGUAACAACGAAGAAGUGAUCAAGGAAAUGUAUUAUGUUAAUUUGGAUGAAGUUAUUGACAAUAACUCCCUUGUAGGGGCUUUGAAAGAGUUUUAUCAGGAUUUUAAGUAUCCUGUGUAUAAGGAAAAGAAGAUACCUCAAGAUGCUGAAAUAUUAAAUAUAACACGUUCCGCAGGUGGUCGUGUCAAAAGGUUUAGUGCAUAUUAUAAUUCGGACUGCAACGGACUGUUUCCUAGGAGAGUUUUUGGAAGGGAUACAGGAACAAGUUCAAAUUAUCUUAAAAUAUGCCAAAGAAAUGAAAGAAUAAAUGGGCAGUGGAGACUGACUGAUUGUGGCAACAUACACAUACUUUCACCCUUGAUCUAUCACUGCAUAUGCUGUCCUUGGGUUACAAUGAUUAAUCCGGCAAGCGAUGAGUGUACAUGUACAAGAAUGAAUGAAUGGUAGAACAUAAGAGAGUAAAACACACCAUA